AUGCACAGGACCGGAGAAGGCAACCAAACCUCCCUGCCCCAGGAGUUCAUCCUGUUGGGUCUCUCCAGCCGUCCAGAGGUCCGGCUGGCCCUCUUUGCGGGAUUCCUCACCCUCUACCUGGUGACCCUGCUUGGGAACCUGCUCACCGCCCUCCUGGUUUGGGCUUCCCCUCUCCUCCACACCCCCAUGUAUUUCUUCCUCGCCAACCUCUCCCUCCUGGAGGUCGGCUACACUUCAAGCGUCCUGCCCCAGAUGCUGGCCCACCUCCUGGCAGAGCGCGGCACCAUGCCCUUGGCCCGUUGCAUGGCCCAGAUGUUCCUCUUCCUCUCCUUUGGCAUCACAGAAUGUUUCCUCCUCACUGUCAUGUCCUACGACAGGUAUGUCGCCAUCUGCCGCCCGCUGCACUACCCACUCCUCAUGGCCAAACAGGUGUGCGUCGCCAUGCAGCCGCAUCCCAGGGCAGCCGCAUCCUGGGCAGGCGGUUUCCUAAUUUCUGCCGUCAACACCGCGUCCACCCUCCAGCUGUCCUUCUGCGGGCACAGGGAGAUAGACCAUUUCCUCUGCGAGAUGCCGGCCAUGGUGGGUCUGAGCUGUGCAGGGAGGGAGCAAGCCCAAACCACCAUGUCUGUGAGCUGUGUGGUCACGCUGGUCUGCCCGCUUUCCUUAAUCUUCCUCUCCUACGCCCGCAUCCUUGGCACCGUCCUCAGCAUCCCCUCCGCUGCCGGGCGGCAGAAGGCCUUUUCCACAUGCUCCUCCCACCUCCUCGUGGUCAUCCUGUUCUUUGGGACAGUGAUUUCCAUGUACCUGACACCCAGCUCUAGCUCCUCCGUGGGGCAGCUCAAAACCAGCUCCGUCUUCUACAUCACUGUCACCCCCGUCCUCAACCCCCUCAUCUACAGCCUCCGGAACAAGGAGGUGAUCGCUGCCCUGAGGAAGACAAUGGGGAAGGGUGUCGGCACAGGCCUUGUAUGA
Pelodiscus sinensis (Chinese soft-shelled turtle) is the source of this 972-nucleotide messenger RNA. RefSeq names its product olfactory receptor 2D2-like. Gene Ontology annotation, cellular component: membrane. Gene Ontology annotation, molecular function: olfactory receptor activity; G protein-coupled receptor activity. Gene Ontology annotation, biological process: G protein-coupled receptor signaling pathway. The record is from RefSeq and is a predicted model, not a curated record. NCBI's taxonomy places the organism in Eukaryota, Metazoa, Chordata, Testudines, Trionychidae.